AUGGCGGCCCCAGUUGUGCAGGGGGGCCUGGCGAAGGCCGCAGUUCCUACUUUCAGCAGGAUUGCCCACUUCGCCGAGUGCCCCGCGCUGCUCCCGGCGUGGGUCUCGCGGGCCCUGUUCGGUGCUGGCCGGCGGCCCGAAGGCGAUGACGUGGCCCCGUACUUCAAGACGGAGCCGGUGCGGACGCAGGUGCACCUGGAGGGCAACCGCCUGGUGCUCACGUGCAUGGCGGAGGGCAGCUGGCCGCUGGAGUUCAAGUGGCUCCACAACAGCAGGGAGCUGACCAAGUUCUCCCUGGAGUACAGGUACAUGAUCAGCAGCCUGGACCGCACCCACGCCGGCUUCUACCGCUGCAUCGUGAGGAACAGGAUGGGCGCACUGCUGCAGCGGCAGACGGAGGUGCAGGUGGCCUAUAUGGGGAGCUUUGAGGAGGGGGAGAAGCGCCAGAGUGUCUCCCACGGAGAAGCUGCCGUCAUCCGGGCCCCACGCGUCUCCAGCUUCCCCCGGCCGCAGGUGACCUGGUUCCGGGACGGCCGCAAGAUCCCACCCAGCAGCCGCAUAGCCAUCACCCUGGAGAACACCCUGGUCAUCCUGUCCACCGUGGCCCCCGACGCCGGCCGCUACUACGUGCAGGCAGUCAACGACAAGAACGGAGACAACAAGACCAGCCAGCCCAUCACUCUCGCCGUGGACAAUGUAGGGGGACCUGCAGACCCCAUCGCCCCCACCAUCAUCAUUCCUCCCAGGAACACCAGCGUGGUGGCCGGGACCUCAGAGGUGACCAUGGAGUGUGUGGCGAACGCCAGGCCCCUGAUCAAACUGCACAUCAUUUGGAGGAAGGACGGGGUACAGCUGUCAGGCGGCAUCAGCGACUACAACCGCCGGCUCACCAUCCCCAGCCCAUCUGGCAGCGACUCCGGCUACUAUGAGUGUGAGGCCGUCCUGCGCAGCAGCAGUGUCCCCUCUGCUGUCCGGGGGGCCUACCUGUCUGUGCUGGAGCCACCUCAGUUUGUCAAGGAGCCAGAAAGACACAUCACGGCAGAGAUGGAGAAAGUGGUGGAUGUUCCCUGUCGAGCCAAAGGGGUGCCGCCACCCUCCAUCACCUGGUACAAGGACGCCGCCCUGGUGGAGGUGGAGAAGCUGGGGCGCUUCCGGCAGCGUGGGGACGGGGGCCUGCAGAUCAGCGGGCUGGUGCCCGACGACACAGGCAUGUUCCAGUGCUUCGCCCGCAACGCGGCCGGAGAGGCGCAGACCUCCACCUACCUGGCGGUCACCAGCAUAGCCCCCAACAUCACCAGGGGCCCCCUGGACAGCACAGUGAUCGACGGCAUGUCAGUGGUCCUGGCCUGUGAGACUUCAGGGGCACCCCGGCCGGCCAUCACUUGGCAGAAGGGAGAGCGCAUCCUGGCCAGCGGCUCGGUGCAGCUGCCCCGCUUCACCCUCCUGGAGUCCGGCAGCCUACUCAUCAGCCCCACACACAUCUCCGACGCCGGCGCCUACACCUGUCUGGCGACCAACUCUCGGGGUGUGGACGAGGCCUCGGCUGACCUGGUCGUGUGGGCCCGGACCCGCAUCACCAGGCCCCCCCAGGACCAGAGUGUCAUCAAGGGCACCCAGGCCUCCAUGGUGUGUGGUGUGAGCCAUGACCCCAGAGUGACGGUCAGGUACACCUGGGAGAAGGAUGGGGUGACCCUGGGCGUGGAGAGCAACCCCCGCAUCCGCCUGGACAAGAACGGCUCCCUGCACAUCUCCCAGACGUGGUCAGGGGACAUCGGCACAUACACCUGCCGCGUGCUGUCAGCCGGAGGCAAUGACUCGCGCAGUGCCCACCUGCGCGUCAGACAACUGCCGCAUGCCCCCGAGCACCCCGUGGCGACCCUCAGCCCCUCGGAGCGCCGGGCCAUCAACCUGACCUGGGCCAAGCCCUUUGACGGCAACAGCCCCCUGCUCCGCUACAUCCUGGAGAUGUCAGAGAACAAUGCCCCCUGGACGGUGCUCCUGGCCAGCGUGGACCCUGAGGCGACCUCGGUGAUGGUCAAGGGCUUGGUUCCAGCACGCUCCUACCAGUUCCGCCUUUGUGCUGUGAAUGACGUGGGGAAGGGCCAGUUCAGCAAGGACACGGAGAGGGUCUCCCUCCCCGAGGAGCCCCCCACCGCCCCUCCGCAGAACGUCAUUGCCAGUGGCCGGACCAACCAAUCCAUCAUGAUCCAGUGGCAGCCGCCUCCCGAGAGCCACCAGAAUGGCCUCCUCAGGGGCUAUAUAAUCCGGUACUGCCUGGCGGGGCUGCCCGUUGGGUACCAGUUCAAGAACAUCACGGAUGCAGACGUCAACAACCUUCUGCUGGAGGACCUCAUCAUCUGGACAAACUACGAGAUCGAGGUUGCCGCCUACAACAGCGCCGGCCUGGGCGUCUACAGCAGCAAAGUCACCGAGUGGACGCUGCAGGGAGUCCCCACCGUGCCUCCAGGCAACGUGCAUGCAGAAGCCACCAACUCUACCACCAUCCGCUUCACCUGGACCGCCCCCAGCCCCCAGUUCAUCAACGGCAUCAAUCAAGGCUACAAGCUGAUUGCCUGGGAGCCGAAGCAGGAAGAGGAGGUUACCAUGGUGACCGCCAGGCCCAACUUCCAAGACAGCAUCCACGUGGGCUUCGUGUCCGGGCUGAAGAAGUUCACUGAGUACUUCACCUCGGUGCUGUGCUUCACCACGCCCGGAGACGGGCCCCGCAGCACCCCCCAGCUGGUGCGCACCCAUGAGGACGUGCCUGGGCCAGUGGGACAUCUGAGCUUCAGUGAAAUCCUGGACACGUCGCUGAAGGUCAGCUGGCAGGAACCGGGAGAGAAGAACGGCGUCCUCACAGGGUACCGGAUCUCCCUCGAGGAGUACAACCGAACCAACACCCGCGUGACCCACUACCUGCCCAACGGGACCCUGGAGUACCGCGUCACGGGCCUGACGGCGCUCACCACCUACACCAUCGAGGUGGCCGCCAUGACCACCAAGGGCCAGGGCCAGGUGUCUGCCUCCACUAUCUCCUCGGGGGUGCCUCCAGAACUCCCAGGGGCCCCCUCCAACUUGGGCAUUUCCAACAUCGGCCCCCGCUCCGUGACCUUACAGUUCAGGCCGGGCUACGACGGCAAAACCUCCAUCUCCCGCUGGCUGGUGGAGGCCCAGGUGGGCGUGGUCGGGGAGGGCGAGGAAUGGCUGCUGAUUCACCAGCUCCCCAACGAGCCAGACGCCCGCUCCAUGGAGGUGCCCGGCCUCAACCCCUUCACCUACUACAGCUUCCGCAUGCGCCAGGUGAAUAUUGUGGGCACCAGCCCCCCCAGCCAGCCUUCCAGAAAGAUCCAGACCCUCCAGGCGCCCCCUGACAUGGCCCCGGCCAACGUGACCCUGCGUACAGCCAGUGAGACCAGCCUGUGGCUCCGCUGGAUGCCUCUCCCAGAGACGGAAUACAACGGGAACCCCGAGUCGGUGGGCUACAAGAUCAAAUACAGCAGGGCAGACGGCCACGGCAAGACACUGAGCCACGUGGUCCAGGACCGUGUGGAGCGAGAGUACACCAUCGAGGACCUGGAGGAGUGGACGGAGUACCGCGUCCAGCUGCAGGCCUUCAAUGCCAUCGGGAGCGGGCCCUGGAGCCCCACGGUGAUGGGCAGGACCCGGGAGUCAGUCCCGUCCUCUGGCCCCACCAACGUGUCUGCGCUGGCCACCACCUCCAGCAGCAUGCUGGUGCGCUGGAGCGAGGUCCCGGAGGCCGACCGCAACGGGCUGGUGCUGGGCUACAAGGUCAUCUACAAGGAGAAGGACUCGGACUCCCAGCCCCGGUUCUGGCUGGUGGAGGGGAACUCGUCACGCAGCGCCCAGCUCACGGGCCUGGGCAAGUACGUGCUCUACGAGGUCCAGGUGCUGGCCUUCACGCGCAUCGGGGACGGCAGCCCCAGCCACCCCCCCAUCCUGGAGCGGACGCUGGAUGACGUCCCAGGACCACCCAUGGGCAUCCUGUUCCCAGAGGUGAGGACCACAUCAGUGCGGCUCAUCUGGCAGCCCCCUGCUGCGCCCAAUGGCAUCAUCCUUGCGUACCAGGUCACGCACCGGCUCAACGCCACCACGGCCAGCACCGCCACGGUGGAGGUGCUCGCGCCCAGCGCCCGCCAGUUCACGGCCACCGGCCUCAAGCCCGAGUCUGUGUACCUGUUCCGCAUCACGGCCCAGACCCGCAAGGGCUGGGGGGAGGCGGCCGAGGCCUUGGUGGUGACCACCGAGAAGAGAGACCGCCCGCAGCCCCCCAGCAAGCCCGUGGCCCAGCAGGAGGACGUGAAGGCCCGCAGCGUGCUGCUGGCCUGGGAGCCGGGCAGCGACGGGCUGUCCCCCGUGCGCUACUACACCGUCCAGACCCGCGAGCUGCCCGGCGGCCGCUGGGCCCUGCACUCGGCCUCGGUCAGCCACAACGCCUCUGCUUUCGUCGUGGACAGAGCUGACCUGUCCACCUCUCCCCCAGCCCCCGAUGAAGCGCCCACCAUCGUCUCUGUGACACCCCACACCACCACCUCGGUGCUGAUCCGAUGGCAGAUGAUGGAGCGCAGCGGGGGGUGUGUACUAACCUGUGUCUGCUGUCUCCCUCUGACCCCCUCCGCCCCCAACCCGGUAGCCAUGUACUCCGUGCGGAACCUGAGCCGACCCGGCCUCACGCAGUACGAGCUGGACAACCUGAACAAGCACCGGCGAUACGAGAUCCGGAUGAGCGUGUACAACACCGUGGGCGAGGGGCCCUCCAGCGCCCCCCAAGAGGUCUUUGUCGGAGAGGCAGUGCCCACAGCAGCACCCCGCAAUGUGGCUGUGCAUGGUGCCACAGCCACACAGCUGGACGUGACGUGGGAGCCACCCCCCCUGGAGAGCCAGAAUGGAGACAUCCAGGGCUACAAGAUUUACUUCUGGGAAGCAGAGCGGAGGAACCUCACGGAGCGCCUGAAGACGCUUUUCCUGGCGGAGAACGGGGUGAAGCUCAAGAACCUGACCGGCUACACAGCCUACAUGGUCAGCGUGGCCGCUUUCAACGCCGCGGGGGACGGGCCUCGCAGCACCCCCACCCGGGGCCAGACCCAGCAAGCAGCGCCCAGUGCCCCUGGCGCCGUCAAGUUCAGCGAGCUGACCACCACCUCCGUGAACGUGUCCUGGGAGGCCCCACAGUUCCCGAAUGGCAUCCUGGAGGGCUACCGGCUGGUGUAUGAGCCCUGCACCCCCGUGGACGGAGUCAGUAAGAUCGUGACGGUGGACGUGAAGGGGAGCAGCCCUCUGUGGCUCAAGGUCAAGGACCUCGCGGAGGGCGUGACCUACCGGUUCCGCAUCAGGGCCAAAACCUUCACCUAUGGGCCCGAGAUCGAAGCCAACGUCACCACGGGCCCCGGGGAAGGUGCCCCGGGCCCACCUGGAGUGCCCAUCAUCGUGAGAUACAGCUCCGCCAUCGCCAUCCACUGGUCCAGCGGAGACCCCGGGCAAGGGCCCAUCACCCGCUACGUCAUCGAGGCCCGGCCUUCAGAUGAGGGGCUGUGGGACGUCCUCAUCAAAGACAUCCCCAAGGAGGUGACCUCCUACACGUUCAGCAUGGACAUCCUGAAGCCAGGCGUGAGCUACGACUUCCGGGUCAUCGCGGUCAACGACUAUGGCUUUGGUGCCCCCAGCAGCCCCUCCCAGUCUGUGCCAGCCCAGAAAGCCAACCCGUUCUAUGAGGAGUGGUGGUUCUUGGUGGUCAUUGCCUUGGUUGGCCUCAUCUUCAUCCUGCUUCUGGUCUUUGUACUCGUCAUUCGAGGCCAGAGCAAGAAGUACGCCAAGAAGACGGACUCGGGCAACAGUGCUAAGUCCGGUGCCCUGGGCCACGGGGAGAUGAUGAGCUUGGACGAGAGCAGCUUUCCCGCGCUGGAACUCAACAACCGACGGCUUUCGGUCAAGAACUCCUUCUGCCGAAAGAACGGGCUGUACACCAGGUCUCCCCCGAGGCCCAGUCCGGGCAGCCUCCACUACUCCGACGAGGAUGUCACCAAGUACAACGACCUCAUCCCCGCAGAGAGCAGCAGCCUGACCGAGAAGCCCUCGGAGGUGUCCGACUCGCAGGUGGACGCCAGCCACCAGAAGGCCCACUCCUUCGUCAACCACUACAUCAGCGACCCCACGUACUACAACUCCUGGCGGCGGCAGCAGAAGGGCAUCUCCAGGGCCCAGGCCUACAGCUACACCGAGAGCGACUCCGGGGAGCCGGAGCUCAGCGCCGCGGCCCACAGCGGCGGCACCCAGCAGGGCAGCCUCUUCCGGCCCAAGGCCAGUCGGACCCCAACGCCCCAGAACCCUCCUAACCCCCCGAGUCAGCAGAGCACCCUCUACCGCCCCCCCAGCAGCCUGGCCCCCGGCUCCCGGGCUCCGAUAGCGGGAUUUUCGUCAUUUGUUUGACACCAGAAGAGGAAAAAGAAAAAGGAGAAACGAGACGGCCCCGCCCCCCGC
Messenger RNA from Condylura cristata (star-nosed mole), 6495 nucleotides. RefSeq names its product sidekick cell adhesion molecule 2 (gene SDK2). Lineage: Eukaryota; Metazoa; Chordata; Mammalia; Eulipotyphla; Talpidae. The record is from RefSeq and is a predicted model, not a curated record. Gene Ontology annotation, molecular function: protein binding. The transcript is spliced from 45 exons. The coding region runs from base 1 to 6444 and encodes 2147 amino acids.